AUGGACGCGGAACCACCCCCGGCGGCGCACACACCGGUGCUGUAUGUUGCACCUCUGCUUGCGCUGGGCCUGAUUUUUCUCUUCUUCUACCGCAGGUUCAUGCGGUACUUGGAAAUGAAGUUGCUGCCAUCUACAUCGAAAAUCGAGCUGGCGGACCCCUUGCUGGAAGAAGGUGCUUCGCCAUCGUAUCUGGCUCCAAGGUCGAUGGGUUGUGCAGAGCUCUUGCUGCCGUUCUUUCACUACUACACGCUGCUCUAUUUGGUUUGUGGAUAUUUGAUUUGGGACGAGUACAAGAGUUCCUUCCGCCUGCUGGUGGCUACCGACUAUUUGGCUCCCGCCAAGUUGCUGCAACGCUUUGAGGAGGAACCGGAACCGCUGCCGCCCUGGUGGCAGGAUGAGGUGAAGAACAUGAUUGCUGAAGAUUCCUGGGGACUUUUGCGAAAGUUGACGUUGACCGCGCCUGUGUUCCUGGCAUUGACCUUUCUGGUGUCCCUGAUGAACACCUUGCCCCAUGUGGCGAAAACCAUGUCCCGUGGAGGGCUGUUGCUGAUGAACCCGGGCAUUGAUAGUAGUAUCAUGAUCAUCGCUCUGCCGAUGAUCGCUUGCAUGAUGUCCUACCGUUCGGUGACGCGGAUGUGGAUGAUUUGCUGUAACAGCACUGUGGGAAGUUUGGGCUUUGUGGAGGAUUUCUCUGGAAAGAAGACCUGGGUCGCGCGGCUAGUGGUUUGUCAAAACAUGUACGAAACCAACUUUCUGCUGACGGAUCUCUAUGAGUCCUGGGCGUUGCUGCACUUCGCCAAUUUGGCGCUGCAGAUCAUCACGGCCUCCCAGCAGCGGCUGCGACAGCGCCAGGGCCAUCCCUUGAUGGCGCCCGCGGGGCUGCGACAGAUGGCACUGCAGAUGCAGGAGAAGUUGACACAGAGUGUGGAUACUCUCACCAAACAAGGCAUCUACCUCUUCAAUGGCACCUGCUUCGCAGAAGCCUCCUAUAGCCUAGUGACGACCUCUGUGGAGGCUUAUUUGGGUGGUGCAAGAACCAUGGAGUUCAACGAGCGGGUCUAUCGGAGUCGCUCACGCGUUCACUACUUCUUCCUGGGCAUGGGCGCUGUUGCCUCCAGUGCCGCCAUCGGCAAUGUGGUGACCGUCGAGAUGACCUUCGAAGAAUGGCUGGAAAGCUUCAGACCCUCCGCGAAGUUUUGGUCCACGAAGAUUCUGCUCUCCAUCGGUUUCAUCCAGACGCUGCUGCUGGAGAUUCCACCCCUCUCUACCCAUCUCUCAAUCACCGAGAAGGAUCUCUUCUAUGCAUCCUUGCUGUGCAUCGAAUGCUUCCUGUUGAGUUUGCUUCAUGUGACCUGGUCAGAGGAGAGCAGGGCUCAGGAACAAACUGCCUGUUUUGUUCCUUUCUUCACACCAGAUGCACAAGAUCGAGAUGCUCAUGGCAAUCCCAAGGAGAUUUCUGCCAAACAAG
This is a messenger RNA of Cladocopium goreaui, 1468 nucleotides long. NCBI's taxonomy places the organism in Eukaryota, Dinophyceae, Suessiales, Symbiodiniaceae. The record is from the annotation of a GenBank genome assembly.